AUGCUUCCUUCAAAGAGAAAGCGCUCGCCAGCGACCUUGCGCCCACCUCCCACAACGCCCCGCACUACAAAACCAAGACCUACCUUCGAGGCUCGGACCACUGCACCAUUCGACUUCCAGCGAAGCUCAAUUCAUCCAUCACUUCCAACUGCAAAACAACUGCAAACCCCAUUCUGGACUGAAAAAGAACAUGAAGCAGCUUAUUCGGAAAGUUCCAUUGAUGAUGAUCUUGGUCAUGUCAUCGUCGCCUUCGACAUCAAGGACUAUGGGACGGUAGGCUGUGCUUAUUACUCAGCGGACCAUAAGAAAAUGUACUUGCUGGGUGACAGCCGAUCGGGUGGAAUGGAAACAAUCGACACCUUGAUCGCCCAGAUAAAGCCAACUGUAAUUUUGACGCCUCCCCGAGUUGAUAUAUCUAGCAUUCAGGGUCAAAGUCAGAGCAUGCCGCAUGGAAAUGAUUCAUCAUCCUAUCUACCCUAUCAGGUGGAUGUUCGUCCCACACAGGAUUUUAGCUACUCCAAUGCGGAAAACAGACUGGUUGCCAUAGAAGCAUCAUCUUCUCACGAGGGCCGACUCCGCUUCUUAGUGCCCCACAAUGGCCUUACUGGGUCUGAAGAAGUGAGCCCUGAGGACUUGGGAUUCACGCUCCAUGAAGGGCGAAUCCUUCACAUAUCCAGCUCGAUUGAUAUGGAGAACCCCGUAACAGUUGGGUGUGCUGGAGCACUUCUUACUUACCUACAGAAACGCAAAGCCGCAAGCAUUGGGAUGGGGCACAUGAACGGUUGUGCAUUCCAAGUGCGAUUCUUGGAGAUGUUCAGUUUGAAGGAUACGAUGUGGAUUGGAAGUAAUGCUUUAUUGUCUCUCCAAAUCCUACAAUCCGAGUCACAUCCCAACAUGUUCAACCAAGGCCCAGGAAAUAAGUCAGCUUCUGGAAAAGAAGGUCUUUCAGUUUAUGGAAUUUUUCGGCGCUUUUCCUACACGCCUCAAGGCAGAGCUAGACUCAAGCAGCUUUUCUUCCGCCCAAGCCUUGACCUUGAUGUCAUCAGGGAGAGACACGACUUGAUCGGUGUGUUUUCACGACCGGACAACAUGACUGCUUUGGAGAAGAUGACAAAGGCACUAAAGCAUAUCAAGAAUCUCCGGCCCACAAUGAUCAAUCUCCAUAAAGGAAUCAGUACGGGAAGUGGGAAAACUACUGGAUUCAAGGCAACAGCGUGGGAGAGUUUGUUGGCUUUUGCCUUCUAUGCAAUUGACAUUCAUGCUGCUCUACAAGAGAUCUCGGGGGCUGAUACGCUACAACUUAGAACAAAAGCCUUUCGAGUCUUUGAAGCGGCACAACUCCACCGAGUGGGGCGAAUGAUCCAGGAGAUAGUUGACAUUGACAAUUCUGAUGAGCAAGGAAGAACUGUGGUCAAACAGGGUCUCGAUCGAGAUCUUGAUCAGAUGAAAGACCGCUAUGAUGGUCUGGACAGUCUCCUCAAGCAUGUGGCUAUCGACGUCGCAACGACAAUUCCAGAAGACCUGGGAAUUGAUGUGAAUGUUAUCUACUUCCCUCAACUUGGAUUCAACAUCGCUAUUCCACUCAAUGAAAGUGGCGAAUCUGCAUUUUCUGGGUCCCAUGAAGAUUGGGAAUUAGUGUUCAUUACGGAAACUCGGGCCUACUUUAAAGACUUUCGCAUGAGAGAGCUGGAUGAAAAGCUCGGGGAUAUCUACGGACUCAUCUGUGAGAAAGAAAUUGAGAUCGUGUAUGACCUGGCUCAAAAGAUACUUCAAUAUGAGAAUGUGCUGGUAGAGGCGUCUGACAUCUGUGGAGAGAUUGACUGCAAUCUUGCUCUCACACAGGCUGCCAGCUUUUACAAUCUGACUAGACCGAGAAUGGUACCGAGGAAUGUUAUCAAGAUCAAGGGCGGCCGACACAUACUGCAAGAGAUGACAGUUACCUCUUACGUUCCAAAUGAUACACUUCUGCUUGGAGGAAUCCAAGGUCAGGAAGAAAAUGCACUUGGAAAUGGAGUUCCUAGUAUGCUCUUGUUGACUGGGCCCAAUUACUCGGGGAAGAGCGUCUACAUGAAGCAGGUCGCUCUUAUUGUGUACCUUGCUCAGAUAGGAAGCUUUGUACCUGCAGAUAGUGCAGAGUUGGGGAUUACAGACAAGAUCCUGACGAAAAUCAAUACCCAAGAAAGUGUUUCGAAGAUUCAAAGCACCUUUAUGAGCGAUCUACAGCAAAUCUCUCUCUGUUUGAAGCAAGCUACCAGCAGGAGCUUGGUACUUAUCGAUGAGUUCGGUAAAGGGACAAAUGAAAGCGAUGGCAUCGGUCUGGCAUGUGGAGUAUUUGAGCACUUGCUGGGUAUCGAUGAUCCUCCCAAAGUUCUUGCUGCCACCCAUUAUCAUGAAAUCUUCGAGAAUGACUUCCUUGCUUUGCGGCCAAAUCUACAAUUAGGACACAUGGAAGUCAAGGUCUGUGAAGAGUCACAAGAGGCGGAGGAUCAAGUGACAUACUUGUACAAGUUCGUUUAUCUUGUUAACGUGCGGUGCAACGAUUUCCUGAAACUUUUUACAGCUUUCGCGAGGGACGAAGCAACAGAAGUUUCGGGACCAUGUGUUUGUGCAGCAAUCAAUGGUAUCGACGCAUCCAUUGUUUCCCGCGCCAAUGAGAUCGGCUUACUUGCUGCCCGAGGCGAGAACCUCAUCGCCGCAUGUGCCACCAUAUCCGCAGUAGAGAUACAAGCACUUGAAACUGCGGACUCUCUCGCAAGGAAAUUUCUCGCGAUAGAUCUCACGAAUGAAAGUGGGCCGCAACGGGACGCGAAGGCAAUCCUCGAAGACCUAUUUCGCACCACAGGCCAAAAUGACACAUGGCUGUCAGCCUAA
Messenger RNA from Penicillium longicatenatum, 2871 nucleotides. Its product is annotated as MutS family protein MSH5. Gene Ontology annotation, molecular function: mismatched DNA binding; ATP-dependent DNA damage sensor activity; ATP binding. Gene Ontology annotation, biological process: mismatch repair; chiasma assembly. Gene Ontology annotation, cellular component: nucleus. The record is from RefSeq and is a predicted model, not a curated record. The transcript is spliced from 16 exons. The coding region runs from base 1 to 2871 and encodes 956 amino acids. NCBI's taxonomy places the organism in Eukaryota, Fungi, Ascomycota, Eurotiomycetes, Eurotiales, Aspergillaceae.